AUGGCCGCUAACCGCGGCGACGAGUUGUUGGGGGUCAACAUUGCCUUCUUCAUCCUAGCGUGUUGCGCCGUCUUGAUGCGAUGCUACACCCGCGCCUUUAUUUCCAAAUGUUUCGGAGCUGACGAUUGGCUCAUGGCGGUCGCUUGUUUGUUCUUCUUGGGAUAUGUGAUUUGCUCCAACACGGGAGUACACUACGGGACAGGACAGCACCGCGACGACCUAACCCCCGAAAACUAUGCGACCGCAAAAAAGUUUUGGUUUCUUUGCUACAUCUUCUUCGGCUUGACAAUGAUGACGGCGAAGCUGUCCUUUGGCUGGCUCUUGCUACGCAUAGUCGUCAUCCCGCAGCAUAAAUGGGUCAUCUAUGCGACGUCGUUCUUUGUCGUUGUCGCUGGCCUUGCCUACUUUUUCGUUACAAUGUUCCAGUGCCAGCCCGUGGCGCAUUACUGGAACGACGCCAUACCUGGCCAUUGCCUCCCCAUACACAUAUAUGUCGCGUUGGGAUACUUGUACAGCUCCGUCAGCGUCGCGACCGACCUGGUUUUCGCGCUUUUGCCGGCCUUCAUCAUAUGGCAUCUCCAGAUACGAACCGAAAUCCGAUGGGUCUUGAUCUUCUUGAUGGGUUUGGGCUGUGUGGCGAGCAUUGCUGUUCUAGUGCGCGUAGCCUAUCUCAGCACGUUUUACGAUCCCGAUUUCCUAUGGGCGACGACGGAUAUUGCCAUCUGGUCGACCAUUGAGAUGGGCCUGGCUCUUACCGCUGCCAGCGUCUCUACUCUCCGGCCGCUGGCACGGUCUUGGGGCCUCCGCAUCGGGUUCACGGACUACGCCUCGGCGGGGAGCGAAGACGUUAAUAACGAGCUGCGACGUCCGUCGCAGCCUGUCAACCGUCGACGGAGCGAGCUGGGCAUCCCAGUCUUCAACGCGUCUGGGACGUCGCAAGAUACGCUGAACCCAUCCCACGCACGAGACAAAUCAGUCAGCUCACAGGCGACUGCGAAUUACACUAGCCCGAAAUUUGAGCGUGUACAAUGGUCAGCCAACACGAAUGCCGACUUUGAUCAUGCUGGUGGCAGUAUAGAGCUGUCAUCGGUAGACAGAACGAUGGAUCACAGCACGUCGAGAUAUGGCGACAAAAAGAGUGGCGUCAGGCAAACCGAAGCGGAAAUGGAACCCUGA
Molecule: messenger RNA, 1176 nt
Organism: Akanthomyces muscarius
Lineage: Eukaryota; Fungi; Ascomycota; Sordariomycetes; Hypocreales; Cordycipitaceae
Exons: 5
Coding region: 1-1176 (391 amino acids)
Source: RefSeq, a predicted model, not a curated record